Molecule: messenger RNA, 1307 nt
Organism: Trichobilharzia regenti
Lineage: Eukaryota; Metazoa; Platyhelminthes; Trematoda; Strigeidida; Schistosomatidae
Source: the annotation of a GenBank genome assembly
GAGAAAUUUCCAGAGGUUGUGGGCAUGGAUUCAACCUACAAUACGAAUAAGGAAGGGUAAUAUUUUUAUGUUAAACGAAUCUCUUGCAGUCAUCCUCUAUAUCAACUGGUCGUUACAGACGGUAUGAACAGAAGUUGCCCAGUCAUGUACAGUAUAACUCAUCGUGAAAGACUUGUUGACGUUGAAGCAGUAUUACGGUCCUUUAAGAAUAUCAUGGGUGAUACAUCGCAGACUGUCACGUUUGUAAUUGACAACAGUCAUGCAGAGCAAGGUGCAAUUCGUAAUGAGUUCCCUGCCUGCUCCAUCAUAUUAUGUGCAUUUCAUGUCAUCCGGGCCUUCAAUAACAAAGUAAGCGACAUUACUAAUGACCUAACGUCCUGAAGUUCCGUGAUCCUAAUUGUAAAAAGAUGUUUAAAGAGAUGGUGUACACAACGAGUAACGGCAGGUUUAGUGAGCUAAUGAAUUUAUUACGGUUGGAGUAUCCUGCAGCCAUGUCAUACAUGAAUAACAACUUAUGGAGUUGUCGUGAUAUGUGGGCAGCCUGUUAUAUGAAAGACGUUGUCACUCUUGGCAACAAAACAAAUAACAGAGUUGAGUGCUGCCAUAAACACCUGAAGACACAUCUAAGCAAGUGCUUCCCCUUAGAAUUGAGCAUUCAUGAGAUAUGGAAGUGUUCCAUAGAGUCAUCAAGAAGAAAGGCUAUAGAAGGAAAUCGCAACCUCCAUUACUACAUUCAUUUUAACGUGGACGAAGGCCUUUCUAGCAUUUUGAGGCAGCUUACAAGCUAUGCCGCCUACUCACUUUACAAAAGCAUCAGGAGGCAUCCAGAAAUGAAGUCAUCGAUUACACAGAAGCAUACGUAGUAUUCGAAGAAGGUGAAAGGUACUUCGUUGUGGACAAACAUGACUGCAACUGCACAUGUUUUCAAAACAAAAAUAUGCUUUUGCCAUGCCGUCAUCUUGUUCAUACAAAAUGUCAUUUAUAUACACGUCUGGGUAAGUUCAUAUAGGCCUACAGUUAUCUUGUAAAAGAUGUAUUUAGACAUAGUACCAGGUGGUUACGAUAUUACAACCACACUAUCAUCAUUCAAUCGCAAUCGACAACAGCGGUGGACUUGCACAUGGAGAUGCUCAUACAAGGAAUAAUAUAUCAAAUCAGAAACCUUCAACAGACGCAUCCUAGGAUAUGUAGAAGUGCGUUUCUUUACGUGUGCAAUUAUCUGCUUGAAGCUGGUGGACAGGCGGAUGAUCAGGCAUCUACAUCGUCAGACUCGGACUGAUCUAUGUACAUAUUUUUUGAGAUAAUCG